Molecule: messenger RNA, 4199 nt
Organism: Rhineura floridana
Lineage: Eukaryota; Metazoa; Chordata; Lepidosauria; Squamata; Rhineuridae
Gene: ABTB2
Product: ankyrin repeat and BTB domain containing 2
Exons: 18
Coding region: 956-4111 (1051 amino acids)
Molecular function (GO): protein heterodimerization activity
Source: RefSeq, a predicted model, not a curated record
AGGCUCGUGCUGCAAGUUUAACAUGGACUGCAGUAGGAGUUGGAGCAAACAGGGUUAGUGCUUAAACAAGCAAGCGGCCAAAAGCUUCAUUACCUUUGCAUCGCGGGAUGUGAACAUUUCUGUUUCUCCAGACAGCUAGCAAAUCGGAUCGCUCCUUUUUGUCACUUUUCUUCUUCGUCUCUCACUCUUUCUCCCCAGUCGGCCGUCUUCUCGUCCACUCUGCUUGUUUUCAUUGCUCCCUUGACGACUUCCUUGUUCCGCCCAUCAGCCCUACGUGAAACUUACACACAGGCAGCCUCGCUCGCCAUUCAGCUGCGGGAUCACCCCCCCACCUCCGUCGCCGGAGCUGCUGAUUGGUAAGGAUCCCUGCAGGUCAUUUGCAUGCCGCCUGCAGGCGGUGUGCCUGACAGAGCAGCAAAAGAGAAGUUUCGCUCAAAGCUUCUGCAAGUGUCGGGGUGGGGGGAUCUCCGGCGCCCAGCCCGCAGCAGCUCCCUGGGCUGCCUCUUCCAAUUUCUCUCCCCCUUGCUUUCUGGAUGGGUCCCAGUUUGACUCCGGAUCGUCAUUUGGGGAGGGACUUGCCUGCCUUCCUGAACUGCCCCUGAGCUGCUUGCUCCAUUGCUUAAAGUCACCCCAUUGGGAAUGGCAUUGCCUGCUUGAAGCUUCUGAAAAGCCCUCUGCCUGAUCCCACGUUUUUUCCUCUUCCUGGCCCCAGUAUUUUCCAUCCUUGCUCAAGAUGGAAAAUAAAUGAUCUCACCCUGACUGCGGAAUGGAGACAGCUGGCACCCAUAAGAACCUGAAGGAUCCCCAGGAGCUCAAGCGCAAACUGGACUUUUAUCCCGGCGUAUAAGGAAGCGGCGGGACCCGCUUCUCGCCCUGGCUUCUUUGGAAACAGCCCGGAUCUAGUGGGACCGACUUCGUCUGUGUUUGCUUGUUGUGGAGCCAGAUCGCAGGCUUUAUGGCUGGGAUAUACAGCUCUGCUCUGAAGACCCUGGAAGAUUUGACCUUGGACUCUGGGUAUGGGGCUGGGGACUCCUGCAAGUCCCUUAGCCUCUCUUCUUCCAAGUCCAACUCUCAAGCCUUUGCGUCCUCUCAGCACAGGGGCAACUGGUGGUACUAUUCCGGCUCCAUGAACAGUCGAAAUAACAGCUGGGAUACAGUCAACACCGUCCUACCGGAGGACCCUGAAGUUGCGGACCUCUUUUCCAAAUGUGCCAAGCUGCCCGAUCUUGAGGAAUUCCCUUGGAGCGAUGAAGACAUUGGGAAGAUACUCAGGAAAGGGAAGGGGGGAGGUAACAAGAGAGACUUUACUCAAGACGCGGUGAGGAGGCUAUCUGUUUUGCUCAGGAGACCGCUGAUCCGGAUUUCUCGGGAGGCGCAACGCCUGAGCGUGAUGCAUUCUAAAUGCACAAGGUUCGAGAUCCAAAGCGCCCUCAAGCUGAUCCAGAGCUGGUCGUUAUCCGAAAGCUGCGUCCUGGCCACCGUCAAGGCUCUCUCGCUGUACAGCAUGAGUGCCGGGGACGGGCUGAGGAAGGGCAAAUCGGCCCGAUGUGGCCUCACCUUUUCCGUUGGGAGGUUUUUCAGGUGGAUGGUGGACACCAGGAUCUCCGUUAGGCUCCACGAGUACGCGGCCAUUUCUUUAACAUCCUGCAUGGAGAACCUGGUGGAGGAGAUCAAGGCCAGAGUGCUGGCUAGCCGAAGCCCAGACGGAGCUGGAGGGGGAAGUGAGAUUUCGGCAGAAGUCCUGGAGAUGGUAAUCAACAAUGAUGCGGAGCUUUGGGGAGUACUGCAGCCUUACGAACAUCUGAUCUGUGGCAAGAACGCUAAUGGUGUACUUUCUCUGCCUGCAUACUUCAGUCCUUACAAUGAUGGAUCCAUGUGCAGCAAUGGAAGAGCUGACGCUUAUGCCCAGCUGGAACUUAGAACUUUAGAACAGUCUCUCCUGGCAACUUGUGUUGGAAGCAUCUCCGAACUGAGUGAUUUGGUAUCACGAGCAAUGCACCACAUGCAGUGUUUGAAUACCCUCCGUCCUGGCAUGAGUCCUGUUCGACAAAACAGGCAGCAACAGCAACCCAUCUCCUGGUCCCCUGAUGCCCUCCACACCCUUUAUUAUUUCUUACGCUGCCCUCAGAUGGAGUCCAUGGAGAACCCCAACCUGGAUCCACCAAGGAUGGCCUUGAAUAAUGAACGGCCCUUCAUGCUUCUGCCUCCACUGAUGGAAUGGAUGCGUGUAGCUAUAACCUAUGCUGAGCACCGGCGGAGUUUAACCGUGGACAGUGAUGAUAUAAGGCAGACAGCCAGGCUACUCUUACCUGGCUUGGACUGUGAGCCUCGACAGCUAAAACCUGAGUGCUGUUUUAGUUCCUUCCGGAGAAUGGAUGCUAAGGCUGCCACUGAAAAAUUCCAGCAGGAUCUUGGGUUUCGAAUGCUGAACUGUGGAAGGACUGACUUGAUCAACCAGGCUAUAGAAGCUUUGGGACCUGAAGGGGUUAAUACAAUGGAUGAUCAGGGUAUGACUCCACUCAUGUAUGCCUGUUCUGCUGGAGAUGAAGCCAUGGUCCAGAUGCUGAUUGAUGCUGGUGCAAAUCUUGAUAUACCAGUCCUUGGUAGUUCUGCCCGAUACCCAUCAGUUCACCCUGAUAGUCGGCACUGGACUGCACUCACCUUUGCUGUGUUACAUGGACACAUAUCUGUUGUUCAGUUGCUCUUGGAUGCCGGAGCCCAUGUUGAAGGCUCUGCUGUCAACAGUGGAGAAGACAACUCUGCUGAGACCCCUCUUCAGCUGGCUUCAGCGGCAGGCAAUUAUGAGCUGGUCAGCUUGCUGUUGAGCAGGGGAGCAGAUCCCCUUCUGAGCAUGCUGGAAGCUAACGGAAUGUCCUCAUCGCUUCAUGAAGACAUGAAUUGCUUUAGCCACGCUGCAGCACAUGGACACAGAAACGUCCUACGCAAGCUCCUGACCCAGCCGCAACAGUCAAAAGGAGAUGUUCUCUCACUCGAAGAGAUUUUAGCAGAGGGUGUGGAAAGUGACACCUCCAGCCAAGGAAGCUCCAAUGAGGGCCAGGUUAAAUUAUGCAAAACCCGGAUGAAGGCUUUGCAAGAGGCCAUGUAUUACAGCGCUGAGCAUGGCUAUGUUGACAUCACAAUGGAGCUCAGAGCACUUGCCACAAAUUAUCCCAAAGUAGCUUCCAUACAAUCAGUUAAAAUAAGACAGUACCUGCCUGCAGGCUUACAAUCUAAAAGCCAUGGCAGCAAAGGAAUCCCAUGGAAGCUUCAUGUGUGGAUUGAGUCACUCCGAACAACUUUUUAUCAGUGUCGUUACUCAGUGGUACAGAAUCUCUUACGGGAAUUUGCCACCAUUAAGGAAGAAGACUACAAUGAAGAGCUGGUUAAUGAUGGACUCCAGCUGAUGUUCGAAAUCCUCCGAACCAGCAAAAAUGAGUCUAUCAACCAGCAACUUGCUGCUAUCUUCACUCACUGCUAUGGAAGCAGCCCCAUCCCCAGCAUUCCUGAAAUCAGAAAGACACUCCCAGCACGCCUAGAUCCCCACUUUUUAAAUAACAAAGAUAUGUCUGAUGUUACUUUUCUAGUGGAAGGAAAGCUGUUUUAUGCACAUAAAGUUCUCCUGGUUACUGCUUCAAACAGAUUUAAGACACUGAUGACCAACAGAACAGAACCAGACAGCCAAGGCAGCAAGACUGUGGAAAUUAGUGAUAUGAAGUACAAUAUCUUUAAGAUGCUGAUGCAAUAUUUAUAUUAUGGAGGAACAGAAUCUAUGGAAAUUCCAACUGCUGACAUUCUAGAGUUGCUAUCAGCUGCAAGCCUAUUCCAAUUGGAUGGCCUCCAACGACACUGUGAAAUACUUUGUGCCCAGACCAUUAGCACUGAAAGCUGUGUUAACAUCUAUAAAUAUGCCAAGAUCCAUAAUGCCCAGGAACUAGUCUCUUUCUGUGAGGGCUUCUUCCUUAAGCACAUGAUCUCCCUGUUGGAACAGGAGCCUUUCAAACAGCUCAUCUAUGGCAGGAACAGUAAAGUUCAGGGUCUGGAUCCCCUGCAGGACUUGCAGUCCACACUGGCCAGCAGACUUCAGUCCAUUUACAUCACGUCAAGGGUGUGAUUGCCAAAAGGAACUACAGUCACCUUGCCUGGAUAAACUUGGAACUGUGAUCAAAGCACCUGCUUGUCACUGCACUAAGAAGGGAUCU